Molecule: messenger RNA, 950 nt
Organism: Gekko japonicus
Lineage: Eukaryota; Metazoa; Chordata; Lepidosauria; Squamata; Gekkonidae
Gene: TNNT1
Product: troponin T type 1 (skeletal, slow)
Exons: 14
Coding region: 119-898 (259 amino acids)
Biological process (GO): sarcomere organization; slow-twitch skeletal muscle fiber contraction; regulation of muscle contraction
Cellular component (GO): troponin complex
Molecular function (GO): troponin T binding; tropomyosin binding
Source: RefSeq, a predicted model, not a curated record
UUACCUCAUUAUAAGGACUCACAGCCCCUACCCUGGCCUCUGGAGCAACCAGCGCCUGCUAAGGGAGAGAGGGAUCUCUGACCUGUCCGUCUCGAGGUGAAACCCAAAAGCCAACAUCAUGUCUGAUGAGGAAGCUGAGUAUGAGGAGGAGCAGCAGGAAGAAGAGGAACAACCUGAAGAAGAAGUGGCUGAAGAACCUGAUCCGUCUGCUGAGCCAGAGGAGGAACGCCCAAAGCCCAGGCCAGUUGUUCCACAGUUGGCUCCUCCAAAAAUCCCCGAGGGGGAGAGAGUGGAUUUCGAUGACAUCCACCGUAAGCGCAUGGAGAAGGAUCUCCUGGAGUUGCAGACCCUCAUUGAUGUACACUUUGAGCAGAGAAAGAAAGAAGAGGAGGAGCUCGUUGGUCUCAUGUCAAGAAUUGAACACCGCCGGGCAGAACGUGCCGAACAGCAGCGGGUCCGCACCGAGAAAGAACGGGAGCGACAGGCCAAACUAGCCGAAGAGAAAAUGAGGAAGGAGGAAGAAGAGGCUAAGAAAAGGGCUGAAGAUGACGCCAAGAAGAAGAAAGUGCUGUCCAAUAUGGGAGCUCACUUUGGUGGAUACCUGGUGAAGGCAGAGCAAAAACGUGGCAAGAGGCAGACCGGCCGUGAAAUGAAGACCCGGAUCUUAUCAGAAAGGAGGAAAUCACUGAACAUAGACAACUUAGGCGAACAACAGCUGAGGGACAAGGCCAAGGAACUGCAUGACUGGAUCAAUCAACUAGAAUCGGAGAAAUUUGACCUGAUGCAAAAACUCCAAUGUCAGAAGUAUGAGAUCAACAUUCUUUACAACCGCAUCAGCCAUGCUCAGAAAUUCAAAAAAGGUGCCGGAAAGGGAAGAGUCGGUGGCCGCUGGAAGUGAAAAAAGAAGGCGCCGCUGCCCAACCCGAUCCGGACCUUCGCCACCCACAGAA